Lachancea lanzarotensis is the source of this 1740-nucleotide messenger RNA. It is a transcript of the gene SAF1, whose product is annotated as LALA0S13e01640g1_1. NCBI's taxonomy places the organism in Eukaryota, Fungi, Ascomycota, Saccharomycetes, Saccharomycetales, Saccharomycetaceae. Gene Ontology annotation, cellular component: cytoplasm. The transcript has a single exon. The record is from RefSeq and is a predicted model, not a curated record. Gene Ontology annotation, molecular function: guanyl-nucleotide exchange factor activity; protein binding. Bases 1 to 1740 code for a protein of 579 amino acids.
AUGAGUCACCACUCUAUUGAGCAUUCUCUACCACCAGAUAUUGUAGAGGCAGCGCUGCCUUACCUUUCUUUGGGAGAUCUGAGGAAUCUCUCUCUAACCAACAAAUACUUCCAUAAACUACUUGAUUUUAAUUCUUCAAGCACUCUAUGGCAUGAACUGUUCCGCAAGUCAUUCGGGUCACUGCAUUCCGAUACGGAACCUUUGGAGUCAAGUCAGAACUCGCAUUACAUGAGCUGUUGCGAGCUGAUAUUGAGGAAUCGAUACCCUGACGAGCCCUGGAGCAAACUGUACCAAAUAAGAUCCUUCAACACCAAAUUGUACACAUGGGGCUCACUAAAACAUGCAAGGCUGGGAUACACAACUGCCACUUAUCCUUCGUUGCCGGCAGGAGUUAUCAACAAUGCAGGGAUGAGACUUCAAUUUGGAAUAAACUCACCUGUCCAGGUGCCAUGGGAAUCUGAUAUUAGAGAAUCAGCAUCAACGUCAGACGAUAACAGCAUAGCAUCUGUAGCUGCUGGUGGAUUUUCCUUCCAAAUAUUAACUAAGUCCGGUAAACUAUACAUGACAGGUUCAACUUAUUCUGGGGGUCAUCGUGGACCCGGCCCCGUUGAAGGACAAAGCGAUUAUAACCCGUUUCAGCACUUGAUCACGCAUGCGGAGCGCAGCCUUACACUUUUCAAUGGCAGAACACCAAGACGAGGUGGUGUCUUUCCUAUUAACACCACAAGCUCGAUGCCUUUGGAGAGGCCGCACGAAAACCUUUACGCGAGUUUUGAAGAGGCCGAACGCAUUUUAGAUCAAAAACUGGCGGGAAAUAAGCAUAUAAGGCGGCUUUUCACUCGCGACAUCAUUCAAGUUGACAUGACAGGCUCUGGAGAUUUCACAGUGGACAAGGAAAACCUGGAUAAAGUCAAGUUUCAGUCGGUUUCUUCAGGAAGAUCACAUAUCUUAGCUCUUAGUGAUCAGGGUGACUUGUACUCCUGGGACGGUCCAGACGUGGAGCAGGGCAUCAGGAUUGUUUUCAAUGAACUGCCUACGAAAGAGACAAACCCUGUCAUCAAAAUAGGCUGCGGAUGGAAUUAUAAUUGUGUCUCCAUUUUUGAUGUAGGAUUGGUUGUGUGGAGCAGCCGCAACGCUUUAAAGGAAAACGAGCUUUCUACUGCCGCUAACUAUAAGGUCAUCCCCAAUACCAACGUAAUGAGCGGUGAUGAUAAAAUUGUAGAUUUUGCUUGCUGCGCAAAUAUGUGCGUUUUUUUCAUAACUGCAAAGGGGGAUGAGCUCCGGUUGUUUGCAAACGAUGCUGUGCAUAAAGUCAUUUUGCCUGUCGACGGCCGUAUCGUUAAGAUUGUUGGCUGCUACACCGUGCUAGCAAUUUUCACGGACCAUAGCUGCUACACUGUAAAUGUUUUGGAAGACCAAGUCGUGACACGUACUUUAGUCAAGCUGGAGCUGGAAGACCCAGAAGACAUGAUAGUAUCAUUAUCUACAGGUGAUUAUCAUACAGUGGCACUUACGUCAAAUGGGAAAAUUUACACUUGGGGCCUGGAAAGUGAACUAUGUGGAUGCCUUGGCUUGGGCGAUAGGGAGGAAAUUGUUCAUGGUCGACAAAUUGGAAGCAUUGAGCAUCUACGAAGCACUAGAGUAACUAAGCCCGCGCUUGUUAACAUAGGAAACGUCGACUAUACAUGUCUGGCGGUAACGGCCGCGGGAUGGCAAACAGCAGCAUUGAUUUUGACAUGA